UCGACCCAUUGCCGCCGCAACACACGUCUUCACCAUGCCGCAGGAUAUGCCGCCGAGCGGCGGCUAUGGCCCCGUCCAAUACAAGCGAAACCUGCCCGCCCGUGGCUUCCGCCCUGCCAUGUACCUCGUCGGAACCGCCGCGCUAAUGACAUAUGGAUUCUGGAGGGUUGGCCAGGGCAUCCGGGAGCACAACGAACUCGCACGCGAGAAGAUGUGGGCGCGCAUAUACCUCAUCCCCGCCCUGCAAGCCGAGGAGGACCGCGACCAGGUGCGACGAUACCUGGCAGACAAGGCGAGGGAGAAGGAGCUUUUGGGCACAGAGACCAAGGUCUACAACAGCGACAGAUUCGUGCGGCCGACGUUCGCUGUGACCCCCGAAAAGCAGCUGAAGUAGGGUAUGACAGAGGAAAUUUGCAGCAGCGAGGACCGGAUUGUACAUAUACAGCAGUAUUACGAAUGUUUCAGUCGGAAGAUGGCGCCUGCCGUGCGCAACACCAGGAAAUGCAUACCCUUUCUUUGCCUCGAA
Messenger RNA from Paraphaeosphaeria sporulosa, 526 nucleotides. RefSeq lists its product as uncharacterized. The transcript is spliced from 3 exons. The record is from RefSeq and is a predicted model, not a curated record. Bases 35 to 394 code for a protein of 119 amino acids. Lineage: Eukaryota; Fungi; Ascomycota; Dothideomycetes; Pleosporales; Didymosphaeriaceae.